Molecule: messenger RNA, 1644 nt
Organism: Bactrocera tryoni
Lineage: Eukaryota; Metazoa; Arthropoda; Insecta; Diptera; Tephritidae
Product: facilitated trehalose transporter Tret1-like
Exons: 6
Coding region: 100-1515 (471 amino acids)
Biological process (GO): carbohydrate transport; transmembrane transport
Cellular component (GO): membrane
Molecular function (GO): sugar transmembrane transporter activity
Source: RefSeq, a predicted model, not a curated record
UUCAAAAGCGCACAAUUAGUAUAUAGAAUCAGCCAAAGCGCGGUUGGCCAUCACCGAGUUUCUGCUUUUGCAAAAAUUUUAUGCCUAAUUUCUUGAAAUAUGUUUGGUUUGUGCAAAAAUUCGGAAGGCGUCUUCAAAUUUGAGUUUCGGCGACAAUUGCUGGCUUCAGUGUGCAUUACGAUCAUCACUUUCAGUCAUGGCUUCGGCUUGGGUUGGUUUUCGGUGAUACUGUCGAAAUUGCAAUCGCCCGCAGAGACUGAAUUGGACUUCGUUAUAACUGUAAGUGAGGGUUCAUGGAUUGGCGGACUCUCAUCGGUAGGCGGUGGGGUCGGUAAUAUCAUCUAUGGCGUAUUGUUAGAUUUGAUCGGACGUAAAGCUAGCAACUAUUGUCUAGCCGUGCCGUAUAUAGUUUCUUGGAUACUCGUAUAUUUUGCACGCUCCGUGGAAUAUCUAUAUUUAAGCCGGUUUCUAGCCGGCGUCACAGGCGGUGGCACUUAUGUCAUCAUACCAAUAUUUAUUGGCGAAAUUGCUGAACCAAAAAUUCGUGGCCGCUUAACCUCACUUUUCUCUCUAACGUUAAAUAGCGGCAUAUUUUGUGGUUAUAUAAUAACAGCACGCGUGCCAUACCAUUACAUACCGAUAUUGGGCAUAUUACUGCCCGUAAUUUAUAUGGUACUUCAAACCUUCUUCCCGGAAACACCAAUGUACUUGCUGCAGCGUGGUCAAGAUGAACGCGCUAAAAAGUCACUGAAGUUCUAUCGCAACUAUCAGCCGACAACAAAAGAGAGCGCCACACAAUUUGAAAUGGCGUUUGAAAAGCUGAAGAGCGAUGUAACCAGCCACCAGGCAAGCACGAUUGGCGUGACGUGGCAUGAUUUCUGUAAUAAACGCGCAAUGAUUGCCUUCGGUAAUGGCUUCGUGCUCAUGUGGCUGAACGUCUUCUGUGGCGCCUAUGCCAUACUUUACUACACUUCGAGUAUAUUUGUAGCCGCGCGCACCGAACUGCAUCCGGACACCAAUACCAUCAUUGUGGGCUUGGUGCAAGUCACUGGCGUGUACACUGCUACCAUUUUGGUGGAUAGAUUCGGCCGUCGUCCGUUGUUGAUAUUCUCUUGUGCGGUCACUAGUGUGGGUAUGACGUUAUUCGGUCUGUAUGGUUAUCUCUUGCAAAACACCGUGGUCGAUUUAUCGCCUGUGAGCGCAUGGUUGCCACUGUUAAAUGUUUGCUUCAUUAUGUUCGGGGCCAAUUCGGGUCUGAUACCAAUUCCAUUCGUUUUGUUGGUGGAGUUAAUGCCACCGAAGAUACGCGCCAAAGCGGCCGCCAUUUGCUUGGUCAUCUUCAACAUCAUUGGCUUUAUUCUAAUGAAAAUGUUCCCGAUUUCUUUGGCUGCUUUUGGUCUCUACUUGCCGAUGUGGUUCUUUGCUCUGACAAGUGUUCUGGGUUUGGUUUAUAUUGUAGUCUUCAUUAAGGAGACCAAAGGCAUGUCGCUCAAUAAAAUUGACCCGGAAACAUAAGUUUUACACAAGUAUAAGUACAAAGUGGGUUUAUUAGAUAUUAAGGGAUGUUAUGAAUAACGGGGGCUGAUGUUUGAUAUAAGCUUUUAAAUAAACAACCCAAAAUUCGUUUUUGGUUUAUUGAUUUAA